Messenger RNA from Rhizophagus irregularis DAOM 181602=DAOM 197198, 1032 nucleotides. RefSeq lists its product as uncharacterized. The record is from RefSeq and is a predicted model, not a curated record. Lineage: Eukaryota; Fungi; Glomeromycota; Glomeromycetes; Glomerales; Glomeraceae.
AUGUCUGAAUUAAUUUCGCCCGAAAUUCUUUCGGAAAUAUUUAAAUUUCUUUAUACAAAAGAAGAAGGAAAAAUUAAUCUAUUCAAUUGUGUUUUAGUUAAUAGAUAUUGGUGUAGAACGACGAUUCCAAUUCUUUGGCUGGAUCCGUUUAGUUUUUUUGAUAACAAAAUGUCGUUAGAUGGAUUAAUUUCUACUUAUAUGGCUUGUCUAACUAAUAAAGAGAGGCGCAGUCUUGAAAAACAAGGAAUUGAAGUUCCAAAGAAGGUCAAAUCGCCAUCAUUUGAUUAUAUUUCCUUUCUCAAGAAUUUAAAUUAUGAUGGUCUUAUAUCUUCAUUAUUUCAUCUGGGAUGUAAUGACGGAGUUUAUAAAAAAAACGAUUCAUUUGGUAUAAUGUUACCAGCCUUACUUGAAAUUCUUGCAAAUAGAGACCUUGCUUUACAAUCAUUGGAACUUAAGAAUCAUGAUCGACGUGGUGAUUGGGAUAGAGAGUUCAUGCAUCUUGUAGAUCGAAAAAUUCGACCUUUGAUAAAACCAGUUAAAAAAAUUUAUCUUGAUUGCAAUGUACUGGAUGCAAGAUUUUUACCGUUACUUAGUGGUCAAUGUCAAAGAGUUCGACAUUUGUAUAUCGUGAUGCAUGUUGAAAAGUCUAAAAAGGGUAGUAUAAUUUGUGAGAGGGAUGCAACGUAUUAUGCUAAAUUAAUUGAAAAACAAAAGUCAUUAGAAAUCUUGGCAAUUGAAAAGUUCACUAAAUAUUUCAAAAAUAUCCUUCCGUCCUUUAAAACUCAAAUACAAUCAUUAAGGGUGAUUGAAUUUAUUAAUUCUAAUUUCAAGGAAUGUGAAUCUUUAGAAGUAAUAGCUAGUUGUGAGAAUUUAGAGCGUCUAAUUUUUCGUGGAUGUAAUAAUUUGUCAACCAAAAUAUUAAGGCCUUUAUUUAACGCAAACUUUUCAAAACUUAAAGAAAUUUCUUUUGAAUCUUCUGAACGAAAUGAAGAAAUUGAAAUAUGGUUACAAAAAUUCAAUGUAAUUCAUUAG